Colletotrichum chrysophilum is the source of this 639-nucleotide messenger RNA. RefSeq lists its product as uncharacterized. The transcript has 4 exons. Bases 1 to 639 code for a protein of 212 amino acids. The record is from RefSeq and is a predicted model, not a curated record. Lineage: Eukaryota; Fungi; Ascomycota; Sordariomycetes; Glomerellales; Glomerellaceae.
AUGUCCAGCCUCCGCAAGCAGUUCUACUUCACCAUGUUCUACACAGUCACCACUGUCUUCACCUUCAUGAACACCUGCCUCUACUGGUUUGUACAGCUGCCGCACGACGACAAUGGGAACGCCGAGCCCCCCAAGCCCCAGCCGUCUGGUGGCUCGCACGCGUCGAGCAUGUACGAGCAGUCGUUGGGCUUUGAGAUGACUCGCCUGGAGGACAUCAAUAAGGGCAAACCACAUGGACCUUUCACGGAGAUUUUUGGUGAAGGCUGGUUCAAGGCUUUUGUCAUCAUCAACCUGUUCCUCGUCUCGACAGUCAUUGCACUUUUCGAGAUAUUCUGGCUCAACAGCAUCAAGCGCCCUCUGGCUGUUGGUGCGCACACAUUGGGCGUCAUCUUCUUCGCGGGUCUCUACCUCGGUUGGGCAGCCAUCGGCAAGAUCGAGACCGGCGCCGAUGCCUUCUACUGGCUCGACCAGAAGGUGAUCGGAUCGCGCGAGGCCGUGGUGGCAGCGUCGAUUGGAUUUGUCAUUCUUGCUCCCAUCUUGUACGCGCUCAUGUAUGGUCUCAUUGGCAUGAGGGAGAGUAUCUCCCGGGCUGCCCACUCGAGACGGGUAGCCGCCGCUGCCGAAGCAGCGGGCCACUGA